This is a messenger RNA of Chironomus riparius, 3967 nucleotides long. Lineage: Eukaryota; Metazoa; Arthropoda; Insecta; Diptera; Chironomidae. The record is from the annotation of a GenBank genome assembly.
CAACAAUCAAGACACUUUUUUGAGUAUUGAUUUUUUUUUAUCAUUUUGGAGAUUAAAAAUAUUUUUUCUUAUCAAAAAAAAUUCAAGUGAAGAUUCUGAGAAAAGAUUGAAGCUUAAGUUUGAGAAUUUUCAAAAUUUUUGAAUGAAAGUUUUUUUUUGGGAAAUUUUCUUUUAUCUCCGUUCAUUGAGUGGGACAAAAAAAGGGAAAAUCUGCGCAUUAAUUUUCCUAACGAGUGAAUCUUAAUUAUUUUUUGUGUCUAAUCUCUCUCCUCAAAAUAAAAGAGGUGAAUGAAUAAGAAGAGAAUAGAAUGAAUAAGUUUAUAUCGCGAUACAAUCACAAAAAGAAUUAAUAAAGUGUGAUAUCUCUUUUUUUCUCGCUUGUGCUGUUAUGUAUUGUGGACUAUACAAGCUCAAAUCAAACUUAAUUAAUUGUGUAAAUAUCACAAAACAAUUUAAUUGAUUGAAAUUGAUUUGUUUUCUUACAAAUUCUACGUUAUUGCCUCAAACAAAACUGUCAAAGUUAGCGGCACUAUUUCGUGGAAUCAUCAUUGUUUGCUAGUUAAAUAAAUACAGUGGCAGUUUGAUAUUUUGGUUAUGUAUGAUGCCUCUUUUAUGACGUAAUCAUUAAAUAAACUGGAAAAUGAAUGAUAGUGGCUUUAACUCCGGGGCUGAGAUGAACAUUGACAAUAUUUUCUUUUACGAGGACAAUUCGACACAUUCAUCGCAAGACAACAUGCCAAUUGCAUUCAAUAACAAUAAUAAUAAUGUAAAUAUCAACAGCAAUAACAAUAAUGAGGAUGAUCAGGCAAUUUCGAUGGAUACAAAUGAUCAAGGUGACUCGUCGUUGUUUGUAAAUGCAGUUAAUAUACCAAAGCAGAAACGCAUUAAAGAUUCAAAAUUAACGCAAAUUCAAGUCAGCGUUGGAAUCGAUGAGGAUUUAAAAAUGAUCCUCGAUCUUGAUCCAACUCUCAUUGAUGGCGUUGAUCUCGAAAAAGCUGUUGAGCCGGCAGUUCAUAAUGACGCGAGACUAACAUCAUUACCACCUAAAAUUCCAACAUUUAAAACGAUAACACCAACAUCGCGUACUCAGUUAAAAACAUUGCUUCAACGUGAACAGUUGUUGCAGGAGGCUGAGAGGAAAGAAACAGAACGAAAGCUUUUAGAACGAGAGCGAGAUCAUCACAAGCAAAAACAAGAAUCACAAAAAGUGCCAUUACAAGUUGAUGUUCCUCCACAAAUUUUACAGGUUCGAACGCAGCUUUCAAAUCCUACAAAAUACCAUGUGAUACAAAAACAAAAGAAUCAAGUCAGAGAAUAUUUAAGUGAAAGUUUCAAAUCGUCAGACACGUUACAUAAUCUAAUUCCAUAUCCAGUGCUGCAGCAUAACAAUAUAAACGGAAAUUCACUCAUUGCAUCUAAAUCACAACCAGCAACGACGUGUAAUUCACCAGGUGUGAAACCAAAUGUCAAUUCUAAACUACUUAAUCACGUAAAGAACAAUAAUCUAUUAAGUCACAGUGCAAAUGAAAUGUUGCAUGUACAAAGCCUCGACUAUUCAUCAGGACAAUCGGCAUCGAACAAUAGUUUUCCAUUUGUAUUACAACAACAUCGAUACAUUGCAGCAGCUAGUCCGCAAUCUGCUAUGUCACCUUCCAUCAGCUCAGUGGCAACGAGUGUAACAAGUGCAUCUGAGGCUGAUGACUACAUCGAUGAGAUUUUAAACUAUGAUUCAAUACCCGAUGCAAUUAAAUAUGAAAUAAAUUCAGUGACUGAUGCAAAGAUUAAACAAGAGCCGCAUCUUUCGGUAUCAGAAACUGACAAAGAUAGACAAAAGAAGGAUAAUCAUAAUAUGAUUGAGCGACGACGAAGAUUUAAUAUAAAUGAUCGAAUUAAGGAGCUUGGUACGUUGUUGCCAAAAAGUAAUGAAUCAUACUACGAAAUCGUUAGAGAUGUUCGACCAAACAAAGGAACGAUACUUAAAUCAUCUGUUGAUUAUAUCAAGUGCCUCAAACAAGAAAUUAAUCGAUUGAGAAAGACUGAGCUUAAACAAAGGCAGAUGGAAAUGGAGAAUAAAAAGCUGCUGAUGAGAAUACAAGUAAGGAAUUAGUUAAGAUUUGUGGAAAUGAAUGAGUGGGAAGUAAUGACUGGAGCUUUUCAUGGUAAAAGUGAUAUAUUUUCAGUCUUAAUUGCCAUUUUUCUUUGUGGUGAACUAAAAAAAGCUUAUUAAGACUAAUUAUAGGAAAUUUAUUGAGGUUAAAACCUUAAAUCCUUAAUCGAAUUAGUCAGUUGUCACCUUUAAGGUCAACUUCCAUAAUUCACAUUCUUAAGAAAUACUUUGUUCAUAAAUAAAUUAUUUGCCAUUUUAGGAACUAGAAAUCGAGGCAAGAAACAACAACAAUAAUAAUAAUAAUAAUAACAAUAAUAUUCAAUGCGGAAGCAACAGUUUUCCAUCAUUAAGUAGUAUGUCAGCUCAACUUCUCGGUGAAUAUUCGCCCGAUCCGAGUAAUCAAAUCCCCGAUGUCAUAAGUAAUGUUCAAACAAUGAGCCUUAAUCAUGCAGCAAAAAGCUAUGGGGACGAUGAAAGUGUCUCAAUAAAGAAUGAGGAAUCGAUGUAUAAUCAAUGUAAUGGCAGUGAUAAUUUCAUGCAACAAAAUCAUUUAAUGUACGACUCAGUGCUUACAAAUAAGCAAAAUUCAACAGUCGAUAUGACUCAAAUUGAUCCGAUUAUUAUCAACUAUGGAUUGCUGUCAAUGCAUCGUGAUAAUAUAAGUAGUACAGCUGAUAGCGGAAAUCCUGAUUCGAUUCUACAUCCUUCAGAUUCAGACUCACUUCUUAGUGAUAUUGACAUGAUGUCGUGAAAAUUACUAAAAGUUUUUGUGGUUGUUAGUUGAGUAAGUGAUGGAUGUGGAAAACCGACUUGUGAGGUUUUGAAAAUCUCGUAACAAGUUUUUUUGGACAAUUAUUGCCAUAAGAAGUUAUCACUUAUCUUACGUGUAGUGCUUAAACAAACUAGAAAUAAUCAGAUCUAAAUGUUAUGAUUUUAAAAUUUGUCAAUGAAAAAAAAAUAAAUAAAUACAUUAUUAGAUAAGUAAAUAGUCGACACUAAGAAGUAGUUAAGUGUUGACUGAUAGUGCAAAAAAAUGACUCUUACAUUUAUAGUCUUAGACAUUUAAAGUCACGAUUGACUCAUCACGUAUAACAAAUGAUAAGAUAAGCUUAUUAAUAAAGGUCCAAAUUUAUCUCAAAUUACAAGUCAGACGUGUGAAUAUUUUCAUGAUAUUGUGAAAUAUAAAGCAAUAAAGUUUGAACACGUGAGAUAUUUUUUUGUUCUUCUAGUUUGUAAUAUCGAAAAAGUUCAUUGAUAAAAUUUUUUUAUCCCAGAUAAUUUAAGAGUUUGAAAAAUUGGCAGAAUCUAGCCAAUUUACAGUUAGGUUUCUGAGUGAAUGAUGAAGCAUAUUCUCAAUUAGUGAUUAUUAUUGAGUUUAGAGAUUCUUGUUGGAAAAUGAUUUUCAAUUCGAAUCAUUGUGUGAAGAUUUUUGGGAUAAAAAAAUUAGGAAAAAAACUCGUUUUAACAAAAUUUGCUCUUUUAUUUAAAAAAUAAUUAUUAUUAAGAUUCUUUUGCUAGACUAGAAACUAAAAUCAAAACAAAAAUGACGUGAAUAUGUGAAUUAAAUAGAAAUUUUACAUAAAUUUAGUUAAAUUUUACUUGAUAUUUACUAAGUGCAAUUAUUCAAAAAUAAGCGAUCCAUAAAUAAAUCGACAGAUGUAUGACAGUUAUGUGGUUUGCAGCUAUUACGAUGUAUUCUAUUUAUGUCGACUAAUAGAUGCCUUUGUUUCGCUAGAGUUAUCUAAUUAUAGAAUUCGUGAUGUUGAAUUUUAUUAAUUUUGUAAGGUCUUUUGAAAAGACAUUUUUCUGUUGAACAGAAUUAAAUUAAGGCAGGAUGUGAGAAGCAUUUGAUGAUGGUGG